AGGGGCAGGCAACCUUGUCUCUGCCUCCAGCUCCCUCACUGCUGCCUGGCUGCCUCCCUAGACAGAGGCAGUUCAGCAGGCAGGGUGGGGUCAGAGCUGAGGCCCCGUGGUUCUGAGGGGGGCCUGCUUUGAGGUCUCAGGGGGCGCUGCUAGGACACACAUGAACAGCUGAUGAAGCUUCUCACCGGCCUCAUUUUCUGCUCCCUGGUCCUGGGAGUCAGCAGUAGAAGUUGGCUUGAUUUUAUUAGCGAGGCUUACCAUGGGGCUGGGGACAUGUGGCGAGCCUACACUGACAUGAGGGAAGCCAACUGGAAAAACUCAGACAAAUACUUCCAUGCUCGGGGAAACUAUGAUGCUGCCAAAAGGGGUCCUGGGGGAGUCUGGGUCGCUGAAUUCCUCAGGUACCUCAGGUUGCUGGGACUCGGGGUGGGUGGCAGGCAUGACUGUCCUGGGAAAAGCAGUGGAAGAUGAGCUCUGGAGAAACCAUGCUCAUGUGAGGCCCCCCUGGGCUGUGGGCAGAGUCGGCACACAGCCAUGCAAUGGGAGCCUGUUCCCAAAUGCAGACACGGAGUGACUGUCAGCCCUGUGUUCUGGUGGUGCUAAUCUAGUGUGGAGUGACAGCUGGGCUGAGCAGGGCCUCAGCUCCUCCCUCCUGGCCCUUCCUGGUUUCCUCCUGAAACCACGCCAUGCAAAGGGGAAAGCAGGGAGGGCAGACUGUUGACACAGCUUGCUGACCCAUCUGCUCCUUGUCUGCUCCUCCUAGUGACACAAGAGAAAACUUUCAGAGUUUCAUAGGCCGUGGACACGAGGACUCCGAGGCUGACCAGGAAGCCAACAGAUGGGGCCGCAGUGGCAAGGAUCCCAAUCACUUC
This is a messenger RNA of Acomys russatus (golden spiny mouse), 872 nucleotides long. RefSeq names its product amyloid protein A-like. The transcript has 3 exons. NCBI's taxonomy places the organism in Eukaryota, Metazoa, Chordata, Mammalia, Rodentia, Muridae. The record is from RefSeq and is a predicted model, not a curated record. The coding region runs from base 172 to 471 and encodes 99 amino acids. Gene Ontology annotation, cellular component: extracellular region.